Molecule: messenger RNA, 2230 nt
Organism: Haemorhous mexicanus (house finch)
Lineage: Eukaryota; Metazoa; Chordata; Aves; Passeriformes; Fringillidae
Product: maestro heat-like repeat-containing protein family member 6
Exons: 10
Coding region: 271-1635 (454 amino acids)
Cellular component (GO): cytoplasm
Source: RefSeq, a predicted model, not a curated record
ACGAGGCCGUCUUUGGCCUGGCUGUGAGUUUCUGGAGCUGGCCUUUGCUCGCCCUCCAGGUCGCCUCUCCAGCAGCUCUCCGUGCUCUCCCCAGCCUGCAGCUCCCUGCCCGGCCUGAAAGCUGGCCUAGGGGCAGGCUCAGGGGCAGCAGGCCGGGUGCACCCCUGCGUCUCCCCUCGGGCCCUGCCUCAUGGACACCCUGGCACUGAGCGCUGCCUCGGGCUGCUUUGUCUCUUGCAGGCAACCCUGGUGCUGUGGAGGAUUGCCCCCAUGUCCGAGUGGCAUUUUGCGAUUCUCCUUCACUCUCCCCAACUCUUCGUGGCUCUGCUCCUGCAAAUUGUCACCAUCACAGAGCAGACGGCAGAGGACGCGGAGACCCGGAGCUUCUGGAGAGCGUGCCAGGAGGAACACGGCCUUCCCGGCAACCCCAGCAGCUUUGCAGCGCAGACCAUGAAGGCUCUGCUCUCCACACUGGGCUUUGACAAAAAGCUGAUGGCUCUGGAGGACAAGCGGGUCUGGCAGAAGCUGCUCUGUGCCCCCACCCAGCACUAUGCAGCGGCUCUGCUGGCCAGGGAGGUGCGCCGUGCCUUGGCCCCCUUGUGUCCCUUCAUGGCCUCGCACCUGCUCGGCCUGCUCAUCGGGAAGCAGCCACGCUGCCCUCUGCCUGCCCUGGCUUUCUUUGUGGAGCUCCUGCCGUGCCUGGACUUGAGCAAAGACGGUCCCAGGGCCCUGCUGGUGCUGUCCAGGCAGCUGCCCAGUGAGUGCAGGGACAGGCCGCGCCUGGCGCUCCGAGGCCUCGUGGUGCUCAGCAAGGAGCCCUCGCUGGGCAGAGGAAUACGCGGCCUGUAUCCACACCUGGUGCAGCAGCUGGCCGACCCAGACGCAGAGAUGGUCGGCAUGACCCUCUGUGUGCUGACGUGUGUGCUCCAGGACAAAGACCUCGUGCUACCCAGCGUCAUCGCCCUGAAGCUGGCUGAGCCCCUCCCGCCCCACUUUGAGAACGACAACAGCCACGUGCAGCGGCUCUCCAUUGAGCUCUUCUGCAUGGUGAUGGACCUGGUAGUGGAAGAGGAGGAAACUCCUCUGACGACAAUCGUGAGCCAGAGCCUGCUCCCUCUAUUCUUGCGCUGCCACGAUGAGAACCCACACGUGGCCAAGGCCUCUGGCGAAGCCCUGCUUUGUGCGGCACGCUUCCUGAAGAGGAGGGACCUCGAGGAGCUGCUGCUGAAGAAGCAGCGGAUGAAGUUCGCCGAGCGCCUGCUGCUGCAGGACGAGAGCCGAGCGGCCGAGCACCUGCGCUGGGCCCUGCCGUACCUGCAGAGCCCGCAGCGGCCCGUGCGACGGGCGGCCGUCAGGAUCAUGGGGCUGGCCGGAGUGCUCGUGACGGGGCAGAAGGAGGAGCUCCAGGUCCUCACUGAGGCUCUUCAAGCCCUGAGAGGAGAUGAGAGGCCAUCCUGCAUGAGCAUUGUGCUUCAGCUCAUGUUCGAAAGAAGAUCUGCAGGACUCGGUUCGUCUGCUGGAUCAGAUGUUCUGGCCUCCUUCGGGGAUUGCCAGUUCCCGGUGAAGAUGGGAGCACCUGCAGAGCAGGAUGGACCAGCUGGAGCUCCAGGCACAGCUCUUGCCGCUCAGAGCUGAGCCUGUGGGAAGCUCCAGGAGCUCCUGCCACCUCUCUCCCUGUUGGCAGCUCCUUCCCUGCAACCCUAUGGCCUUGCCCAACCCCUUUUUUACUUCCCAGCUCACCCCUUGGCUUUGCUUUCCCUUCAUAAACAGUUUCCCAAAACCCUAAGAUGGGAGCACCUGCAGAGCAGGAUGGACCAGCUGGAGCUCCAGGCACAGCUCUUGCUGCUCAGAGCUGAGCCUGUGGGAACCUCCAGGAGCUCCUGCCACCUCUCUCCCUGUUGGCAGCUCCUUCCUUGCAACCCUAUGGCCUUGCCCAACCCCUUUUUUACUUCCCAGCUCACCCCUUGGCUUUGCUUUCCCUUCAUAAACAGUUUCCCAAAACCCUAAGAUGGGAGCACCUGCAGAGCAGGAUGGACCAGCUGGAGCUCCAGGCACAGCUCUUGCUGCUCAGAGCUGAGCCUGUGGGAAGCUCCAGGAGCUCCUGCCACCUCUCUCCCUGUUGGCAGCUCCCUCCCUGCAGCCCUCAGGCCCUGCCCAUCCCCUUCUUUGCCUCCCAGCUCACCCCUUCCCUUGGCUUUCCCUUAAUAAACAGUUUGAGUUUUUCACUUGA